Molecule: messenger RNA, 858 nt
Organism: Corythoichthys intestinalis (scribbled pipefish)
Lineage: Eukaryota; Metazoa; Chordata; Actinopteri; Syngnathiformes; Syngnathidae
Exons: 5
Coding region: 244-858 (204 amino acids)
Source: RefSeq, a predicted model, not a curated record
UUUCCAAGCACAAGAUAGAUUCCUGCCGAAUUUUCGUGGACGAGGACCUGUUUCACCCAACCAGCAACGAAGUAUUUAUAAGCCUCCAAGCUCUUAAAGUUUUUCAAACUUUCGUGAGAAUAGGCUGAUUUUGUGUGGAGAAGAUAGUUGUACAUAUCAGGGGAGCUAGCAGAUGUCAGGCAAAUACGGCGGAGACAGCGGGUCGAAAAACAUCGAUUUAGGCAUCAAAUAUGGAUCUGGCGAAUGGACAAACUGAAGCUUUUCCACAUAACGCCUUUUAUGCAACGCAUCAAGCGGGUUCUACGGUGUGAUUGGGCUGGAGAACUGUAUUUCCCAUCAUGCAAUCCUGGUCGGAAAAGAAGAAGACUGGCCAUGAUGAAGCAGGCAUUUCCUUGUGCAGAUCUGUAUGUCAGCCAUGCCCACCGUCUUGAGCACCAGGAGUCUGCAUGCGUCAAGGGGGAGGAAGAAGAGUCGCCAUGCAUCAAGGAGGAGGAAGAGUCGCCAUACAUCAAGGAGGAAGAGUCCGUUCACAUUAAAGGUUUCAGAAAAUAUCUUGGUGCCGAGCCAGAAUCUCCUGGCCAAAAAGAGGAUGUUGAGCGCUCUCAAAUUAAAGACGAGGAGCCAGAGCUCUGUCAACAGAAGCACCUUUCAAUCAAAAAGGAGGACGAAGAGCUGCCAUACGUUAAAGAGGAGGAGGAGGAGGAGCUUAUCACCUGGUCGACUGGUCCUGACUUUGCGCGCCCGUCUGAUUCCACGCCUGCCUUCCUUCUGAGCUUCCACGCCCUACAUCGGCUCAGCUACCCUGAGCAGAGCGAUCUACCCCCGCCACCUUAUUGCUUGUGCUCACCAAUAAACUAA